AUGGGAUGUUUAGCUGAGUGCAGCAGGCGAGGCGGUUAUCAGAGUUCACCUAAACAGCAGAUGCAGGACCUUUCGGAAAAUGUGAAGGGGGCAAACAAACCAGAAAGCCAUGGGCAAAUAGAUUUGGAACACGUGGAGAUGAUGGGAGCUCAGUGUAAAAGUACAGGAAGCUAUGACAAAGUGUCAUCAGGUGCUGAACGCAGAAUGGAGGCUGGUACAAGCGGCCAUUGCAUGGCAAAUGGAGGAGCUGUGGGACUUGCUAGCAUUUCAGAAGGCGGACAACCACAGCCAUCGGAAGGAGUGUCGCAGCAGCUGUCUCAAGCUGUUUUUCGAUUUCCCUGCUCUUCGGUUCGUUCUGGAGGCAAGAAGUGUGAGCCAGACGAGAUGCCAGCAGCAGAUAUAGGGAACGGUUCGCUGUAUGACAGCCAGCGUGGAAACCGGUGCCUGGCAGGUGUCGAGGAGCAGUUUCAGUACUAUGGACAGUUCUCUCCCAGUGUCUCUAUUCUCCUGGCAGUGCUGAUGGCUCUUAUGGUUCUGGCCACUGUAUUGGGGAACGCUUUGGUGAUCUUGGCAUUUGUUGUGGAUAGAGGUCUGCGUACUCAAGGGAAUUUUUUCUUCCUUAACUUGGCAAUUGCAGAUUUUCUAGUUGGUGGAUUCUGCAUCCCUCUCUACAUCCCCUAUGUCCUGACUGGCCAGUGGAAGUUUGGCAAAGGAUUGUGCAAGUUGUGGCUGGUAAUGGACUAUCUCCUAUGCACUGCAUCUGUGUUUAACAUCGUCCUGAUCAGCUAUGACCGAUUCAUCUCAGUAACUAAAGCGGUAUCUUACAGAGCUCAGAAAGGAAUGACCAGGAAUACAGUGUUGAAAAUGAUAGCCGUUUGGAUUGCAGCCUUUCUUCUUUAUGGUCCAGCUAUCAUCAGUUGGGAAUACAUUGCAAGAACAAGUAUCUUGCCUGAAGGAGAAUGCUAUGUUGAAUUUUAUUACAACUGGUACUUUCUAAUGAUAGCAUCCACAGUUGAAUUCUUCACACCAUUUAUCAGUGUUACAUAUUUUAAUUUAAGUAUCUAUAUUAAUAUUAAAAAAAGGACUAUGAUGAGAAACGAAGAGCUGGCUCAAGGUCAGGAGCACUGUGAGAUGAGCUUCCAUGGAAAAAAGAAAGAGACCUUGAUAUUUUUUGUCAAACCUGCGGAAAGAUGUCAUGGAGAUACUAGAAAACUGAACUCUUGCCUCACACCAACAAGACCGUCUGUUGCAGGACAUACCACCAAGAAACUUGAAGGACAAACUGUUGAUCUCAAUAUAAGUCAAGAUCUGCCACCAUUACAAGUUGAGGUCCAGUCAAAUCGACCUCAGGACUGCUUUUAUAAAACAGUGGAGAAUGCAUGCAGUAAUAUUAGAACAGAUAUGGCCAGUAGCAUUGCAAACCGUUUUAGGCUAUCUCGAGACAAGAGGGUAGCCAAGUCUUUGGCCAUUAUAGUUUGUGUGUUUGGAUUAUGCUGGGCUCCAUACACACUAUUAAUGAUCAUCAGGGCAGCGUGCCAUGGCAGCUGUGUCCAGCAUUAUCUCUAUGAGAUCUCAUUUUGGCUCCUGUGGUUGAAUUCUUCAAUUAACCCUGUCUUGUACCCUUUGUGUCAUAUGAGCUUCAGGAAAGCUUUUAUGAAACUACUUUGCCCAGGAAAAGUAAAAAUUCAUCCUCAUUUUUAUUUGUAA
Messenger RNA from Bombina bombina (fire-bellied toad), 1707 nucleotides. Its product is annotated as histamine H3 receptor-like. The transcript is spliced from 5 exons. Gene Ontology annotation, cellular component: membrane. Lineage: Eukaryota; Metazoa; Chordata; Amphibia; Anura; Bombinatoridae. Gene Ontology annotation, molecular function: histamine receptor activity. The record is from RefSeq and is a predicted model, not a curated record. Gene Ontology annotation, biological process: adenylate cyclase-activating adrenergic receptor signaling pathway. The coding region runs from base 1 to 1707 and encodes 568 amino acids.